ACACAUUAUUCGUAUUUAGAUAUAAACAUUUACGUAUUGUUUACGGAAUAGUAGAUAAAGUUAUGAAUUUCUAUAAAUAGUGUUUCGUCGUUUUACAAAUGCGUGCACUUGAUAUUUGAACCGCGAGUGGCUUUACUUUCAUAGUAAAAUAGUCUUCACACUUUAAAGAAAAUUAAUGAUAUUUUAAAUUUUAAUGUGGCUUUUUAUUUAAGACGGCACACGUUUUUAUGAUGACUGAAUGAAACAGAUAAUGUUGUUGAAAUGAUAUAAUACUGAACUUUGAACGGUCUUAUGUUCACGGAAUGUUUUCGGUUUUAGUCAUGGAUGAAAUGGUUUCGCAGCUAUUGUUUCUUGUCCUGCUACUAUCUGGCGUGCAGUGCUCCAUAAAGAAAGGCAUUGGCGUUGGCCCACGAAAUUUUCUAUGUAAUGAUUUUGAUGCUAUGGACAACAUGCACUGGUGGUACGACUGGGGAGCCAAUUUUGAUAAGAUUGAAGCGAAUAGCGGCUGUGAUAUUAAUUCUUUGGGCAGCGAUGUCGUUGACAAAUAUGUUUCAAUGAUUUGGGGGUACAAUCCUAACUGGAACCCGCGCGUCCGUGAACCUGACCACUCAGAAGAUUUUUAUUUGGCUUUUAAUGAGCCAAAUCACAGGAAACAAGCCAACUUAACGCCAAAACAGGCUGUUGAUGCUUGGCCAAUUGUGGAACAAAAUGCAGGCAACAGAAAGAUUGUUAGUCCCGCAGCUGCUCAGUGCGGCGGUGGAGAAACUAAUUGCAUUGGCGAAACAGAAAUAGCCUGGUUUCAAGAUUUUUUCAGCCUCCUUUGCGUAAAUGAAACAGUUAACGGAAUACAACCAAAAACUUGCCGUGUGGAUUAUAUCGCAACCCACAUUUACACCUGCAAAGCUCCUAAGGUAGGAAGAUUACUCCAGGAACUUUAUGACGAAUUCCAGUUGAAAAUAUGGCUGACGGAGUUUGCUUGUCCCUACAGUACUGACCCUUAUGAGCAGAAAUCAUUUAUGGAGGCGGUGUUGCCGAUACUUGAAGAAGCAGAUCAUGUUUUUAGAUACGCAUGGUUUGUGCACCGCUCAACGGCGGGAGAUAACGAAUUUGUAACUUCUGCUAUAAGUCUUCUGGAACCUACCUCCUCAACACUAACAACCCUUGGAGAAUACUACAACAGCUUUACGUACGGGUCUCAAACUACCACUACCUCUUCUUCUACCAGUUCUUCAACGACCAGUACAACAAGUACAACUUCAACAUCUACCAGUAGCUCUACGAGCACCACAAGUGUGAGUACUUCUUCAUCGAGAACGUCUGCAUCCACACCAACCGGAAGCACUACGACUGCAUCAACUACGGCCCCAAAUAUCACGACAGUAGGCAGUAAUGCAAGGAGAAAUAUUUCGAUGUACAAUGAUAAUGUUCAUAAUGUGAUUUGUUUCUAUCUACUGAUGUCUGUCUUGUAUAAUAUGAGCAAAGGUUAACCAAGAAGCUAUAAAAUGCUCCAGUAUAACCUUGCCUAGAUUGAAGCAUGUCACUUUUUGAGUCACUAUAAUAGUGAACCCUUAUAAUAACCGGCAUUAACUUUCUUUCCUCGUGCGAAUUUGAUGCUUUCCUAUUUUUACGGAAAGUAACUUAUGCUUUGAACAAUAUUUACUGUUGAAUAAUGCCAGAUUGAUUAAGGAUGAAACGAAAUUUCACGGAUAUUGCAGAGUGCUUGGUUUAUAGCCUUAUUAAACAGAGGAACGGAGUCAUCUUGCUUUUCUUUGUAAGACGAUUUAAGAUAUCAAUACAAACUGUAGUUAACAGUCAAUUAGUACAUUUGCAUUAGUACAAUCCAAACAAUCUUUCCAUGAAAGGUUAGGAAUUUAUUGAUGUUAUAUCAUUGACAAACUAUAGGAAUGUAAGGAUGGUUAGGUAAAAUAUGUUACAUGAUCUGAUGAUUCGACACCUUAUGUGACACGUACGCGAUAUCUUGAACUCUCUGAUCUAAAUAUUUCGGCUAUCUUGUAGACACUGUUCUCAACAAUACGUGCCCAAAUCACCAGUUCAGCCGCGCCAUUAGAAAAUCAACAUAGUGCCUUUGCGACCAGCAUGGAUCCAGACUAGCCUGCGCUUCCGCGCAAUCUGAUCAGGAUCCAUGCUGUUCACUUCAAAGUCUAUUGCAAUAAGAGAAACUGUUAGCGAACAGCAUGGAUCCUGACCAGACUGCGUGGAUGCGCAGGCUGGUCUGGAUCCAUGCUGGUCGCAAAGGCACUAUGUUGGUUUUCUCAUGACGCGGCUCAUUUUCAGGUACUUCUUCACGGUCAGGUCCUUUUUAAGUACAAACUAUAAUCGGUUUAACCCUGAUUUCCAAAAUUUUAGUAUGUAAUUAGAAACUUCGGUAUAUAAAUUUUUGCUAGACUGUUCCUUGCGCAAGUUUUCAUAUUGGGCGUCUCUCAGAUAAUAACAUUUUGUUAACAAUCGUGCGAAUAGAAAUGUUACUACAUAAUUAUACAAUGUAGAUCUUAAGUAAACUUCUCACAGUUGUGAAUAAAGAUAUGGUCUAUAUCACAGUGAAAUAAAAUGUAUAAGACCUUGUGCUUAUUUUUGAGACAAAACAAGGAAUUCGCACAUUCCGUGCUGAUUUUUUUAUCUUUACUGUUGCUUUGUUUCUUUAUCAAUAUAGAUUUAACUACAAUUGUUUUACGUAUUUAGUUUCUGUCACGAAGGUCUUUCACUGUUGUGCCAUAAUUUAUUAUCAGGUAGAAUAUUACUAGGUAGAAUAAGCUUGAAUGAAGACGCUGUGAUAUCAAUUAUGUAUAGAAAUUGAUAUAAUUUAUGUAUAAAAAUUGAUAUAUAAUUUUUGUAUUUGAUAUUUACUGUAUAUUUGUUUUCGUCUUCACACCAAAAAGGGCACUCACACUUACUUUCUACUUACUUAAUCCCCUUUGACCCACGGGGGUGGGAGGGUAGGACCUUCACCACUUGACGCCAUCUUUAUCGGUCUUGGGCAGCUGCCUUAGCCUCUUUCCUCGACAUAGAGAUGGUCUUUAGCUCGUUGUAAAGGGUCCGCAUCUCACUGGCAAUCUGAGCUGUCUAGUACAUCACCUGUGUCUUCUAAGUCGUUGAUACUGUCCGCGGAGAGAGUAGUUUCGACGAUUGAGUUUGCCACGUCAUUAUGCUCUCCCCUGGGUCGAAUCCGAUUAUCCGUUGUAGAUAGUGUGUCUAUGGUGUUGUUUUCUGUAGCCGUUAUGUUUCACGUGGCAGGGGUGCUAACCCUACGCAAAUCCCUCCCUUUUUCACAUCCGAGUGGGACCGGCAUUUGCAGAAAGGGCACACAUAGAUAUACCAUAAUUCAUUUUAGACAGAAUAAGCUGUGAAUGAAGACGCUGUGAUAGAAAUAUUGUAUAGAUAUUGUUAUUAUUUGUGUAUAUGUAAUAGUAGACUAGCCACUAGACUUGUAAUGAAUGAAUUUCUACCUUUUUGCCCCUUUAUGUCGAAUUCAAUUUCAUACAGACAAAAGCCAGUCUAUUUUAGAGAUUUUCACAGAGGAAUGAUGUUAAAAUUAUCACUAUGAUAUUGGACAGAGUAUAUAGACUGGGUCAGUUCACUAUAUUCAUCAUAAAAAUGUAAAAAAGAUAUAUCAUAGUCUAGGAACUAGUCUAAUGUAAUUGUUUCUAUAUAUUUGUUGUCUGUUUCACGUAAUUGAGUUUAGACAUACUCAGUGUACUAUAUUGUCGUACGCAUGUGGCACUGUGGCACAAACUUUAAGGUUCUAAUUGUUCUUACGCUUGAUGUAUCGGGACUGUUCACAUUAGUAUCGCAAAUGUUAAAGGAAAUGUUCUAAAACAAAAUGUUAUUUGAUCUGGACUUGUUGGAUGAACAGGGUAAACUACGUUUUCUUAAAUACUGAUAUUUGUGAAGAACUACAAGAAUCGAGGUUAUAAAACACAUAAACCCUCUUAACUCAAGCAUCUGACUGGUAAGUGUUCUGCUUAUUACACAAUGUAACUGUUGUAAUAUAUAUAUAACAGAUAUAAAUGUUAUUGCUACAAAAGAUAUAAUGACAUUCCAAAAGAUUUAAAUAUAAAUGUUAUUUUAAUCCGAUAUAGAUAGAUAUAAUGUUACUGUUACAAACGAUAUGAGAAUGCAAUAGAUUAAACUGUUUAAUAGAUACAUGUAUGAUGUUACUUCAAAACAUGUGAUACUACUGUCGCAAUGUAUGAUGUUACUUCAAAACAUGUGAUACGACUGUCGCAAUGUAUGAUGUUACUUCAAAACAUGUGAUAUUACUGUUGCAAUGUAUGAUGUUACAUCAAAACAUGCGAUAUUAGAGCUGAAAUGUAUACUGUUACACCAAAACAUGCAAUAUUAUUGCCGCAAUGUAUGCUGUUACACCAAAACAUGCAAUAUUAUUGCCGGAAUGUAUGCUGUUACAUCAAAACAUGCGAUAUUACAGCUGAAAUGUAUGAUGUUACUCCAAAACAUGCAAUAUUACAGCCGCAAUGUAUGCUAUUACAUCAAAACAUGCAAUAUUACAGCUGAAAUAUAUGCUGUUACAUCAAAACAUGCAAUAUUACAGCUAAAAUGUAUGCUGUUACUCCAAAACAUGCAAUAUUACUGUCGCAAUGUAUGAUGUUACAUCAAAACAUGCAAUAUUACUGCCGCAAUGUAUACUGUUACAUCAAAACAUGCAAUAUUACAGCUGAAAUGUAUGCUGUUACAUCAAAACAUGCAAUAUUACAGCUGAAAUGUAUGCUGUUACUCCAAAACAUGCAAUAUUACAGCUGAAAUGUAUGCUGUUAAUCCAAAACAUGCAAUAUUACUGCUGCAAUGUAUGAUGUUACUUUAAAACAUGUAAUAUUAUUGCCGCAAUACAUAUAAUGUUUUUCUAAUAAUCAAGAUGCUACUAUAGUGGACAUAUUGAGAUUCAAACAGAUAUGAUGAUAUUACGAAACACAUAGAUAUUAUGAUUCCAACAGUAAUGUACUUAAUGUUAUUAAAUGUUGAACGUGGAGUUACCAAUGUCAUUGGAAUAAGGAUUGUUUAUUUUAUCCAAAUAUAAGUGAGAGAUAAUGAACGCAUUUUUGACGACACUGGCGUAUUAUGGGGAAUUAUAAAUGUUACUCCGUAAAAAGUUCUUUUCUUAUACCAUGUAAUGAAAAAUGUUAUUCAAUUGCUUGUGUUUUCUUUUUAUUGGUGUAUGUAUUUUUCAUAACUUUGUUAAUUGAUUUGAUAUUUUUAUAAUAUAGGUCGUAUAAAAUUAGAAUAUUAAUGUUGUAGUAAUGUUUGUUCCGCAAAGAUGUUUAUUUUUUAUUAAUGAGCCGUGCCAUGAGAAAACCAACAAAGUGGCUUGCGACCAUCAUGGAUCCAGACUAGCCUGCGCAUCCACGCACUCGGGUCAGGAUCCAUGCUGUUCUCUUUCAAAGACUAUUGCAAUUAGAAAAACCGUUAGCGAACAGUAUGGAUCCUGACCAGACUGAGUGGAUGCGCAUACUGGCCUGGAUCCAUGCAGGUCACAAAGCCACUUCGUUGGUUUUCGCAUGGCGCGGUUCAUUUGUGAAUACAAUACAUAAUAUCUACAAUGAACGUUUAUGGUAAAGUAAUAUGUUGCGUGAGAAGGAUUCUAAAGUUGAUCAUGUUUGAGAAAGAAAUGUUUAGACUAGAGUGUAGAAUAGUAUAUAUAUCAGACGACUGUUUGGACUAUAAAGAGAGGUUGAGGGAUACAUAAUAUGAGCCGUGCCAUGAGAAAACCAACAUAGUGGGUUUGCGACCAGCAUGGUUUCUCUAAUUGUAGUAGGCUUUUAAAAGCGGACAGCAUGGAUCCUGACCAGACUGCGCGGAUGCGCAGGCUGGUCUGGAUCCAUGCUGGUCGCAAACCACUAUGUUGGUUUUCUCAUGGCACGGCUCAUAUAUAUUUUAAUAAAUAAAUGAAUUGUCAUAAUAACUGACUUUGACACCAAUAAGAUGUAAAUGAUAAAACAAUAACUGUUUAAGGGUAGUGAUGAGCAGAUCGCCCAAUCGAGUAAUUUAGACUGGCGCUUAUUACCGGGUAUGAUAAAACGUAUGUCUAUUUAUUAAUAGUCCCUGAUACGGUCAUUCCAGCCAAUGCAUUGUUAUACAAGUAUUCACAUUGUUUAGUAGGUAAUUAGCAGGCAAUAUUGACAAUACUGGCUAUACUGGAUUCUUCAGGAUUUUACCCGCAUUGCCCAGUCUGAUUUCUUAACGUGUAAUUUCUACAAUGUUGGCACUUAAAAAGUAAUCAUGUAAUAGAAUUUGCUAGUGAAUACCUGUCUACACAAUGGCCUUGUAAUGGUUUCUGAUACCGGCCUCUUGAUAAUACGUAGGGCCAUUAUGACAGCACGUAUAUUAUGGGUUAUUGUAAUCUCAACCCCUCUAUUAUGUAAACACAAAGAAUUUUUAUACAUUAUUAUGGAGGCCCUGUAAAAGUCGCAUACCAAACUGCCGAGUUUGAAAAAAUGAGUAUGCAUUGUUUAUAUUUUAUUACAGAUAGUAUUUAGUCGGAUAAUAGGGUCGCUGUAUAUAUUUUUAGUGAAUUAUACAUGCUGUUUAAUAAUAGUGCUUAAAUUUGUUUUAUCAUUAUCAAUGUAUAAUUUAUUUUAAAAAAUCUGCGAUAUUGUUAUUGAUUUCUAUAAUUGGUUGGUCCUUCAAAUUAUAUUUAUGUUAAAAUGUUAUAUUGUUAUAAAGCUUUACGUGUUUCUUGUUUAUAACGAUGUAUGCUAAAGUAAAUUAAAACGCAACACUCAUACAUGGUAAAUAUUUCAGUCUUCAUAUAUGGCUAUUUAUUGAAUCUGAUUCAAUGUGGUUGCAUCUAUUUUUGCUACUUGACUCAUAACCGCUGUCACCUUUCUUUGUAUGUGUAUACUAAAUUUCACGGCGUACCUUUUCAAACAUUAACAGUUAUGAGUUGCUGACCUCGAUACCAACUGCCCUUAAUCCUAACCCUGCUUAAUUUCUAAAAUGGACUGGAGUCUAUAUUCGUCAGCACGAAUUUCCCGACUGCGGGCGGCGGACACGCUUCUUGUAAUGCAGGAAAAUAAUCUCCAUGGCACUUUUAUUCAAUAUGCAAAUAUAUGACAAAUAAGUUCUGUUAAAUCUAUAGAUGUUGCGUUUUAAUUCACACAAGUAUACUAUGCUGUAUAUUCAAAUAAACAUUUAAUACAUGUU
This is a messenger RNA of Mercenaria mercenaria, 7173 nucleotides long. RefSeq lists its product as uncharacterized. The record is from RefSeq and is a predicted model, not a curated record. The transcript has 4 exons. The coding region runs from base 303 to 1487 and encodes 394 amino acids. NCBI's taxonomy places the organism in Eukaryota, Metazoa, Mollusca, Bivalvia, Venerida, Veneridae.